Molecule: messenger RNA, 666 nt
Organism: Thlaspi arvense
Lineage: Eukaryota; Viridiplantae; Streptophyta; Magnoliopsida; Brassicales; Brassicaceae
Source: the annotation of a GenBank genome assembly
AACAUCAUGGUUACGUACGAAGAGGAUUUUGUGUUGAACUCACGAGGCAUGAAGUUGUUCACUUGUGUAUGGAAACCGGUUAAGCAAGAACCAAAGGCCAUGCUCUUCUUCUGCCAUGGCUACGCUGUAGAGUCCAGCAUCACCAUGAACAGCACAGCGACGAGGCUAGCCAAGGCCGGUUUUGCAGUCUAUGGAAUGGACUAUGAAGGUCACGGAAAAUCCGAGGGGUUAAGUGGUUACAUCAGUAGCUUUGAUGAUCUCGUUGAUGAUGUCUCUAUUCAUUACUCUACAAUUUGUGAGAAAGAAGAGAAUAAAGGGAAGAUGAGGUUCCUACUUGGAGAAUCCAUGGGAGGAGCAGUUGUGUUGCUCUUAGCAAGAAAGAAGCCAAAUUUUUGGGACGGUGCCGUUUUGGUCGCACCCAUGUGUAAGUUAGCUGAAGAGGUAAAGCCACAUCCAGUAGUGAUCACAAUUCUCAUAAAGCUUUGCUCGUUUAUUCCAACGUGGAAAAUAGUACCAGGAAACGAUAUUAUUGAUAUUGCAAUUAAAGAACCCCACAUCAGAAAUCAGGUUAGGGAGAACGAAUAUUGCUACAAAGGCCGGCCUCGUCUCAAAACCGCCUACGAACUAUUGUUGGUUAGCUUGGAUCUCGAGAAGAACCUUCAUGAG